UUGUUUAGGGGGAAGAUAAGAUCCUAAUUGGGAGAGAUGAAAGGAGGUGAGAAAGGCUUUGAGCUAUAUCUUGAAGAAGGCUAGAAGAGAUAGGUGAGGAGGGAGAGCACAUUUUUGGUGCAACCAAUGAAAAGCCAUGGAAUUGGGGGGUAAAAUAUUUAUUGUCAUUGGAUUAUAGAAUAUAAAGAGUGUAAAAAUGGGACAGCUAGGUGUUGCAGUGGAUAAAGUACCAGUCCUGAAGUCAGGAGGACCUGAGUUCAAAUGUGGCCUGAGACACUUAACACUUCUUAGCUGUGUGACCCUGGGUAAGUCACUUAACCUCAACUACCUCAGCAAAAAAAAGAGAGAGAGUGUAUGUUAAAAUACUUGGAAAGGGCCAAAGCAUAAAGAAUUUAAAAACCAAACAGGAUUUUGUAUUUGAUCCUGGAGGAAGCAGUGAGCCACUGACUUAAUGAAUAAGGGAAGUAACAUUUUUAGAUGAUGAUUGCUUUGGCAGCCAAGGGAAGGAUUGGGCUGGAGAUUUGAAGUAGGGAAACCCACCACCAUCAGGUUAUUGCAAUAAUACAUUUGUGAGGUAAUAAAGGCAUGUCCUAGAACGGUGACCAUGUGAGUGGAGGAGAUGAAUAUGUAGAUAGAUGUAUUAUAUGAGAAAUGUUAUAAAGGUAGAAACAGCAGAAUUUGUGACAGAUUGGAUAUGUAUGGCAAGAGUGAAUGAGAUAUCUAAGCUAUAGACCUUUUGUAUGGGGGUAUUUACUGCUUUAUGUGUCAGGAUUACAUAUACGACAAAGACAUGGAACAAAUUGCCAAAGAAGAACAACGGAAAGCUUGGAAAUUACAAGCCUUCACCCCAACAGUGAUUUCUCACUACCAGUGUACAAUGACAGGCAUUGGAGAGAAGUAUUCAACUUGGGAGCCAACCAAACGGGAGCUAGAACUGCUUCGACAUAAUCCGAAGAGGAGAAAAAUAACCACAAAUUGUACUAUAGGUCUACGAGGGCUAAUCAAUCUUGGGAACACAUGUUUUAUGAACUGUAUUGUCCAAGCACUUACCCACACUCCACUACUGCGAGAUUUCUUCCUUUCUGACAGGCACAAAUGUGAAAUGCAAAGUCCCAGCUCAUGUCUGGUUUGUGAAAUGUCUACGCUUUUUCAGGAGUUUUACUCUGGGCACCGAUCUCCUCACAUUCCAUAUAGGUUAUUGCACCUGGUAUGGACGCAUGCACGACAUUUAGCAGGGUACGAGCAACAGGAUGCACACGAGUUCCUCAUUGCUGCAUUAGAUGUGCUACACAGACACUGCAAAGGUGACGAUAAUGGGAAGAAAGCCAACAACCCCAAUCACUGUAAUUGCAUCAUCGACCAAAUUUUCACAGGCGGACUGCAGUCAGACGUCACCUGUCAAGUCUGCCAUGGUGUUUCUACAACAAUAGACCCUUUCUGGGACAUCAGUUUAGACUUGCCUGGUUCUUCAACUCCAUUCUGGCCACUUAGUCCAGGGAGUGAUGGCAGCGUGGUAAAUGGGGAAAGCCAUGUAUCCGGAACCACCACACUCACAGACUGCUUGCGAAGGUUUACAAGGCCAGAGCACUUAGGAAGCAGUGCCAAAAUCAAAUGUAGUGGUUGCCAUAGCUACCAGGAAUCUACCAAACAACUCACUAUGAAGAAAUUACCCAUUGUGGCCUGUUUUCAUCUCAAACGGUUUGAACACUCAGCCAAACUGAGGCGAAAGAUCACUACGUAUGUCUCCUUCCCUUUGGAGCUGGACAUGACACCAUUUAUGGCCUCCAGUAAAGAGAGCAGAAUGAAUGGACAGUAUCAACAGCCAACGGAUAGUCUAAACAAUGAUAAUAAGUAUUCCUUGUUUGCAGUAGUUAAUCACCAAGGAACCUUGGAGAGUGGGCACUAUACCAGCUUCAUUCGGCAACACAAGGACCAGUGGUUCAAAUGUGAUGAUGCCAUCAUCACUAAAGCUAGCAUUAAGGAUGUUCUAGACAGUGAAGGGUACUUACUGUUCUAUCACAAACAAUUCCUGGAGUAUGAGUAGCCUUAUCCAAAAGUUCUCCAGAAAAGUGAAAGGAAUUCAGCAAGCCUUUGGCAAUGACAUGCAGACCUACCUGAAAUGAAAAAAAUUAAGCCCAUACAACAACAACAACAAGCAACAACAAGCACUGAGCUGUGUACUAGGACCUACUUGAUUACCGCUCAUGGGCCUGUCGGAAGAAAAAAUGAACAAUAUCCGACAUCCACAUGGUCUUGAAUGAACAGAAAGGGGGGGAGGGGGAAGAGGCUAAAGUCAAGUCUCAUAAAGAGGAAAACAAAAUAAAAGGAAUGUUCUGGGUGGGGGAAAUGGGAGCAGAGGAGUUCUGACACUGGUACAUCUCCAAUGUUCCUUAAAAAAAAAAUAAAAAUAAAAAGGUGGGAAGGCGGGGAUAUACCCUCAUCUCCAUUAAGCAUCUUCUCCAUUGGUGCUUCAGCUCCAACUGACCAAUCAUAUAACAGUUAUAAGUUUAAAAAAAAAGGUUUAAAAAAUCCAAACCCAUUUUUUUUUAAUGCAUAUGAGUCUGAAAGCAGUAAAGUGGAGGAGACAGGGAUGACACAACAAAAAAAGGACUUUGCAAGUAUCUUUUUAUUUGUGAAUUUUAGUUAUUAAAUAAAUACAGUAUGAAACUAUUAGGCUCUGUUUUUUCAACAAUCAUAAAGGAGAACCCGGCUUGAGGAACGGAAGCCUCAGUACUGACACAAGUUUCCAAGCAUGUCUGCUCCCCAGGUAACCUGGCCCUGGACUGUUGGCCAAAGCAUCAGCACAGAGCCUACUAUGAGCCCUCUUUUUAGUUUUGUUUUCUAAAAAUUGGUGUUUUCUUAUUUUCCUUUUAUUCUUGUGUUUUUUUUUUUCAUGGUGAUGAAUUUCACAAAUGCCAUUAUCAGCAAGGUGAAAGAAUUGGCAUGUUUGUGCUUGUAAAAGUGGUCUUGAAUUCUUUUCCUUUUUAAACUUGUGACCAAGUCUUGAUUUUUAAGAGUUGCUCCUUUUGUUGCUUCUCCUCUUCUUCCACUCCCUCUUUCCUUUCCUCUCCCUCCCUCCCUCCCCCAAGAUGUGCAGUAUUUUAGAAAACUGGGCUUGGAGGGUCUGCCAUCUGUCUGCUGCUGGUGCCUGGUGGGGGUGUGCAGACAAUUAGCUCUUGCCUCUGUUGAACUUCCCACAUUACACCCGCCUGUUAAGGAAACCCAGCUCUUUCCUUGUUUAUGCUGUGUUUUAUUGACCUUCCCUCCCCCCCCCCCCUCCUGUCACUGCUUAGCAGCUGGUGAGCUGGUUCCCCUGUUUUGUCACAAGCGCAUUUCUUGUUAUGGCCCUCUGCCCUUGUAGACACUGGCUGUAACUCUCCAUGCUUGUUUCCCAGGAGUUGGUGCCAUAGACCUAAUUGCAGUCCCAGAGGCACAGAGAUAUUCUUCACUUUGUGCCUCUUGAGAGUUCAGAGCAAAGAACCAGUUGGGCUUUGCCCUUCUCUUCCCACUGAAUAUUUACCAAUCUCUUCUGUCCUGUCCUGUAAGCCAGUGUCUAGACCUGGAUUGCACCUAAUAGGUUAUGUGCCUCUAUGUACAUAGUUUCCCUAUGUUGGAAAACUAUGACUUUCAGGGAGAGCGGAAGGUUGGGAAAGAAGGUGGUUGGGCAGUAAAAGCUAAACAAGGAAAUUGAAAAAAGAGGUUUCUUGUGAUCCGGGUAGCUUGCAUGUACCUACCUGUUCAAGCCCAGGCCUGGAAUGUGUUUGUCUCUUUUUGUGAAACUCCUACGUUUACAUCCUAGUGAUUGGGGGAGGGGGAAAUUGUCUUAAAUGUUCAGUUUCUUAAAUGAACAUCCCCUCAAGCUGCAUUCAAUACUGGGAAUCCUAGUCUACCUCCAAACAGUCAGGCUUGCAAACCUGGAGCUGAAUAGAAGUAGGAGUUUAAUACAGCGGCCGAAGGUCCAAGAAGCGAGAAGACGCUUUGACACGACAGUUAUCCACUAAUAAAAAUGGCAGCCGCAGGGUGAAGGCCGACUGGCAAACUUCCUUAGUGAUUAGCAGCAGAUUUCAGAGACUGACCCAGCGCGUUCGCUCUGGCCUCCCUCUUGCAGCCUGCCUGCCUGCCUGCCGGGGACCAUCCCAGAUUCUAACUGACGUCCCCAGCAGGGCGAGCUUCCAACACUUGGGAGAGAACGCUUUUAAGGGCGGCACUCCCUUCUGCGCCUCCCCUCCCCCCGCUGCCUUUUAAUUAAUAAUGCAACAGGUCUGCAGUGAAGGACUGGCUUGGCUCCUUCCCCAGCCCUUGCGGAGGAGGCUGGAAAGCGCGCCCUCUUGUGGCUGAUGCUGAGUCCGCAUGCAAGGCAAACAAAGCAAAUCAUUUAUUUGCUCUCUGUACUUUUCUGGCUGUUUUUGGUUUGGGAGUUUUUUGUGUUUUUAAUUUUAGUUUCCAAGCUGGGCGAGUUCUUGCUUGAUUUCACCCCAGUAUCUUGCUUGUGCCGUUCUGUAAUUGCCGCUCCCAAGUAGCCGGAGUUGUGUGGAAGGUGGGGCCGGUCUCCCCCUUUACCUUGCCCAAAUUUGCCACCCCUUGCUUCAUCCGCUUUCCUUGCUUGUUCCUUCCUUCCUCCUUUCCAUGUGUGCAGGCAGAAGGAACAUCAUCUGCACCCAAAACUUAAGGCAGAGUUGAUGAGAGCCAAUGAAUCUGCACUGGGGGUUUUUAGGACGUUGAUUUUUUUUUUUUAAGGUUUUUUUUUUUUUUUUUUUUUUUGGAUCCAGAUUAAAUUUCCUUGUUCCGAUUGUCACCUGCUCUUGACAUUGUUCUUGCAAGCACUUUGAUAGAUGGAUUGAAAAGUUUUCAGUUUUUGCUGAAGCAUCUGUAACUACCUACCUCUAUAUCUGCUGCUGCUGAAAAUCCCUCCUCUGUAAUUUUGGUGACAUUAGGCAGUGGGGUAUGACAGUGCACUGGCAAAGCUGCCUUCCUGGUCCUGACAAAGUGCAAGAACGCUGGGACCUCCAAACUCCUGCUGCAGCUGUCGGUGCCUUUGCCCGUGAUCCGGCAGUGGAACCUGACUUUAUUGUGCUGACUUGAAUUCAAAACCGAAAUCAAAUAUACCUACUGCAGUGUUGGGAGCUUCCUCCUCUUAGUCCCCAGUCCAGCUGUCAAAAAGUGGAAGGACUGUUUCCCUACCUCCUGGUAACUACACCCCUCUGUAUGUGUUCAGACUUCUGCAAAGUGCAUCAUAUCACCAGGUAACUGAUCAGCUGUGGCACCCUGAUGCGUUGAGAAAAAUAGAUCGUUGAGAAGUGUGUGUUUCUGGAGAUGUUCUUGCCAUUAUUUUCAACAACUUACUGAAGAAAAAAGAAAAAGUGGAUUUUUUUUUCCCCUUCAAAUGUCUGAACUGUGUGCUUUGAGGCAGCCACAGCAAGGGGAUGGGAGAAAGAAAUAUUGGGCAGUUGCCCAGAGAAGUGACCCAACUGCAUAAAAUAGUUAAGUCGUCCCACGCUGAUCUGGUUUCCUUAGGACAGAAGAUUGGUAACUUUCCAAGUUUCAGUGGCUGGUCUGGGACUGGUCUGUUUCCUCCGCUUGGCUCUCACAAGAGCUGUCAUUGGAUCAUCCCUUGCAGCAGCAACCUUGGGGUACUGGUGUAUAUUGAUGCACUUGCUCAAACUUUCCUGAGUGCUAUUGUAUUGAAAUUUGGUGUGUGUGGGUGGGUGGGUGGGUGCUCUUUUCGUUGUACAAAGACUGUUCUUUUGAAAAUUCAGGUAACGGUUUUGUUCAUUUUGAAAGAAAACUGUUUGAAUGAAAUUCCCGUGGGUGGGGGAGGUGGGAAUUUUAUUACCAAGAUGUUUACACCUUCCAUUGCCUAUCAUUUCAUUUCAUUUCAUUUGAGGAGCUCCUCAACUCCUGCCCUGAUGGCUUGUAGUCCUUCAGAUUCCCAUAAUAAAGCCUACAUUCUAUUCUG
This is a messenger RNA of Antechinus flavipes (yellow-footed antechinus), 5956 nucleotides long. It is a transcript of the gene USP22, whose product is annotated as ubiquitin specific peptidase 22. Bases 761 to 2044 code for a protein of 427 amino acids. The transcript is spliced from 13 exons. NCBI's taxonomy places the organism in Eukaryota, Metazoa, Chordata, Mammalia, Dasyuromorphia, Dasyuridae. The record is from RefSeq and is a predicted model, not a curated record. Gene Ontology annotation, biological process: protein deubiquitination. Gene Ontology annotation, molecular function: zinc ion binding; cysteine-type deubiquitinase activity.